Brienomyrus brachyistius is the source of this 2316-nucleotide messenger RNA. RefSeq names its product ubiquitin B (gene ubb). The coding region runs from base 163 to 2220 and encodes 685 amino acids. Gene Ontology annotation, molecular function: ubiquitin protein ligase binding; protein tag activity. The transcript has 2 exons. Lineage: Eukaryota; Metazoa; Chordata; Actinopteri; Osteoglossiformes; Mormyridae. The record is from RefSeq and is a predicted model, not a curated record. Gene Ontology annotation, biological process: protein ubiquitination; modification-dependent protein catabolic process. Gene Ontology annotation, cellular component: nucleus; cytoplasm.
UCGCAUGACGUCCUUACAGUUCACUUGUAUAAAUACAGUAGACGGCGUUUGAAACGCAUUUGAAACGUCGACUGAGAAAACUUGGAGCAAGCACUACAGAAGGGAAGAAACUGAAGAUUAUUUUUGUGCGCCGGAUUUUCAGCGUCAUAUCAAGUGUGGAAAAUGCAGAUCUUUGUCAAGACCUUGACUGGCAAGACCAUCACCUUGGAGGUGGAGCCCAGUGACACCAUUGAGAACGUGAAGGCCAAAAUCCAGGACAAAGAAGGCAUUCCCCCUGACCAGCAGAGGCUGAUCUUUGCCGGCAAGCAGCUAGAAGAUGGCCGCACGCUGUCCGAUUACAACAUCCAGAAGGAAUCCACCCUGCACCUGGUGCUGCGUCUGAGGGGUGGCAUGCAGAUCUUUGUCAAGACCCUGACGGGCAAGACCAUCACCUUGGAGGUGGAGCCCAGUGACACCAUUGAGAACGUGAAGGCCAAAAUCCAGGACAAAGAAGGCAUUCCCCCUGACCAGCAGAGGCUGAUCUUUGCCGGCAAGCAGCUAGAAGAUGGCCGCACGCUGUCCGAUUACAACAUCCAGAAGGAAUCCACCCUGCACCUGGUGCUGCGUCUGAGGGGUGGCAUGCAGAUCUUUGUCAAGACCCUGACAGGCAAGACCAUCACCUUGGAGGUGGAGCCCAGUGACACCAUUGAGAACGUGAAGGCCAAAAUCCAGGACAAAGAAGGCAUUCCCCCUGACCAGCAGAGGCUGAUCUUUGCCGGCAAGCAGCUGGAAGAUGGCCGCACGCUGUCCGAUUACAACAUCCAGAAGGAAUCCACCCUGCACCUGGUGCUACGUCUGAGGGGUGGCAUGCAGAUCUUUGUCAAGACCCUGACAGGCAAGACCAUCACCUUGGAGGUGGAGCCCAGUGACACCAUUGAGAACGUGAAGGCCAAAAUCCAGGACAAAGAAGGCAUUCCCCCUGACCAGCAGAGGCUGAUCUUUGCCGGCAAGCAGCUGGAAGAUGGCCGCACGCUGUCCGAUUACAACAUCCAGAAGGAAUCCACCCUGCACCUGGUUCUGCGUCUGAGGGGUGGCAUGCAGAUCUUUGUCAAGACCCUGACGGGCAAGACCAUCACCUUGGAGGUGGAGCCCAGUGACACCAUUGAGAACGUGAAGGCCAAAAUCCAGGAUAAAGAAGGCAUUCCCCCUGACCAGCAGAGGCUGAUCUUUGCCGGCAAGCAGCUGGAAGAUGGCCGCACGCUGUCCGAUUACAACAUCCAGAAGGAAUCCACCCUGCACCUGGUGCUGCGUCUGAGGGGUGGCAUGCAGAUCUUUGUCAAGACCCUGACGGGCAAGACCAUCACCUUGGAGGUGGAGCCCAGUGACACCAUUGAGAACGUGAAGGCCAAAAUCCAGGACAAAGAAGGCAUUCCCCCUGACCAGCAGAGGCUGAUCUUUGCCGGCAAGCAGCUGGAAGAUGGCCGCACGCUGUCCGAUUACAACAUCCAGAAGGAAUCCACCCUGCACCUGGUGCUGCGUCUGAGGGGUGGCAUGCAGAUCUUUGUCAAGACCCUGACAGGCAAGACCAUCACCUUGGAGGUGGAGCCCAGUGACACCAUUGAGAACGUGAAGGCCAAAAUCCAGGACAAAGAAGGCAUUCCCCCUGACCAGCAGAGGCUGAUCUUUGCCGGCAAGCAGCUAGAAGAUGGCCGCACGCUGUCCGAUUACAACAUCCAGAAGGAAUCCACCCUGCACCUGGUGCUGCGUCUGAGGGGUGGCAUGCAGAUCUUUGUCAAGACCCUGACAGGCAAGACCAUCACCUUGGAGGUGGAGCCCAGUGACACCAUUGAGAACGUGAAGGCCAAAAUCCAGGACAAAGAAGGCAUUCCCCCUGACCAGCAGAGGCUGAUCUUUGCCGGCAAGCAGCUAGAAGAUGGUCGUACGCUGUCCGAUUACAACAUCCAGAAGGAAUCCACCCUGCACCUGGUGCUGCGUCUGAGGGGUGGCAUGCAGAUCUUUGUCAAGACCCUGACAGGCAAGACCAUCACCUUGGAGGUGGAGCCCAGUGACACCAUUGAGAACGUGAAGGCCAAAAUCCAGGACAAAGAAGGCAUUCCCCCUGACCAGCAGAGGCUGAUCUUUGCUGGCAAGCAGCUGGAAGAUGGUCGCACGCUAUCCGACUACAACAUCCAGAAGGAAUCCACCCUGCACCUGGUGCUGCGUCUGAGAGGGGGGCAGUAACUCUCCCCAUUCCUGUACUUUUUCUAUUUGUGUUUUAUCCCAGUUUGGGUUAUGUAUGUUGUAGUGUUCAAAUAAAUAAAUGACAAGAAUCCAAAA